Thalassophryne amazonica is the source of this 9123-nucleotide messenger RNA. Its product is annotated as collagen alpha-6(VI) chain-like. NCBI's taxonomy places the organism in Eukaryota, Metazoa, Chordata, Actinopteri, Batrachoidiformes, Batrachoididae. The record is from RefSeq and is a predicted model, not a curated record. Gene Ontology annotation, biological process: extracellular matrix organization. Gene Ontology annotation, molecular function: extracellular matrix structural constituent conferring tensile strength; serine-type endopeptidase inhibitor activity.
GUCACGGACUUCGGGCACAGACGGUCAGGGUGCAGAGGGCACUGACACAUGCAGCACGUUUGAGGGCACGGACACCGAGCAACACGUCUGAGGAGAGAAACCUGAGAACUGUUCUGCCAUGGAGGAGAGGCGCCAUCUUCUCCUCAUCCUCAUUAUUGCAGCUGCAUGUUUCCAUGGUAACGCUGCUGAGAAAAAAGUCUGCACUCAAGAAGCUGUUGCCGACAUCGUCUUCAUGGUCGACGGGUCCUGGAGCAUCGGCUUGGCAAACUUCGAGCAGAUCCGCCAGUUUCUUUAUUCGCUGGUCAACGCCUUCGACAUCGGCCCCGAUCGUGUUCGCAUCGGCUUGGUCCAGUAUAGCACCACGCCGCGCACCGAAUUCAAUCUCAACACCUUCCAGAACAAGAAUAGCAUCCUCAAGUACAUCAGUAAGUUACCGUACAUGGGGGGCGGCACCCUCACAGGUCUGGGUCUGGACUUCAUGCUGACCGAGCACUUUGUGGAAGCGGCUGGAAGCAGGGCUGGUGAGAACGUGCCGCAAAUCGCCGUGGUGAUCACUGAUGGCAAAUCACAGGACAACGUGGAGUCUCAUGCCAAGGAACUGAGGAAGAAGGGAAUCGUCUUGUAUGCAAUCGGUAUCAAAGAUGCGGAUGAAGAGCAGCUGAGGGAGAUCGCGAAUGAGCCGCACAGCCAGCACGUGUACAGUGUGUCUGAUUUUUCAGCGCUGCAGGGAAUUUCUUUGAACAUCCUCCAGACGCUGUGCACGACCGUGGAGGAAGCCAAACGCCAACUACUGCAGAUAUCUCCAGAAUGUGCCAAAGCCAGCAUCGCCGACAUAGUCUUCCUGAUUGAUGGUUCCUCCAGCAUUGGCAUCGAUAAUUUCCAGAAAGUCCAGCAGUUUCUUCGCAGUGUCAUUGAGGGCCUUGAUAUUGGUCCUGACAAAGUUCGGGUCGGUUUGGCACAAUAUAGCAACGACCCUUACCAGGAGUUCCUGCUGAAGGAUCACAUGGACAAGCAAUCCCUGCUGGCUGCAGUAGACCAAGUUCCCUACCGGAGAGGACGCACAGAAACGGGCAAGGCCAUCACCUUCCUCCAGCAGCAGUACUUCACAGAAGAGGCAGGCAGCCGUGCCAAACAGCGGGUACCUCAGAUUGCUGUGGUCCUCACAGAUGGAGACUCCACAGAUGAUGUUGUGGCACCUGCCCAGCUCCUGAGGAAGGAGGGAGUCAUCGUGUUUGGUAUUGGAGUUGGAGAUGCAAACCUGAAAGAGCUUGAGGAUAUCGCCAACCGCCCUCACGAGCGCUUCAUGUUCACCAUUGAUAGCUUCCAGGCUCUGCAGAGGCUGACUGUAAGUCUGCUGGAAACUGUUUGCAUCUCAGUGGAGGAUCAGAGGAUGGCCUUGGCAGAAAUGUUUGCAGACAUCUUCUUUCUGGUGGACGCCGGCAUCAGUGCAGCCGAGUUUCAGAAUUUUCGGUCGUUACUCCUCCGACUGGGGAAUCAACUUAAUGUCGAUGCUUCUGCUUAUCGCUUUGGUCUGGCCCAGUAUGGUCAAGAUACCAAGGUGAACUUUCUUCUUAAUGCCCAUCAAACCAAAAAUGAGACUCAGACUGCUUUUAGGCAGCUCCGCCGACUCCAAGUGCAGCCCAAUGAACAACGAAAUCUGGGCAGAGCUUUGCAGUACGCAAGCAAAAACGUCUUCACCAGCGAGGCAGGAGGCCGGGCAGACCAAGGAUUCCGACAGUUCCUGGUCAUCAUAAGUGGAAAAGACUCUGAUGAUCUUGUGUAUAAUGGAACUCGUAUGGUCAAAUCAGCAGGAAUAGUUGUGGUGGCAAUGAGCCUGGGGGCUUCAAUGACUGAAAUGCGGCAAAUAGCUACUCCGCCACAUGUGUAUCAGUCUACCGCCAUAGUAAAAGAGCUGAAAACUCUGUUUGAAACUGAGGAACCAGAGGCCAUUCAAACCGAAGACUGUAAGCAGCCAAUUGCAGACAUCGUGUUCAUUGUGGAUGAGUCGGGAAGCAUCGGAACCGCCAGCUUCCAGCUGAUACGCACCUUCUUGCACUCACUUGUCAAUGGCCUGGAAGUGAGUCCAAAUAGAGUCCGAAUGGGUAUCGUGACUUACAGUGACAGGCCCACAGCUCAGGUCUACCUCAACACCUUCAAAGACAAGGACGAAAUACUGCAGUUUGUCAAGAUCCUGCCUUACCGUGGAGGUGGAAGGAACACCGGAGCUGCCCUGAAGUUUACAAAGGAGAAGGUUUUCAUUAAUGAAAGAGGAAGCAGACAAAAUAAAGGAGUACAGCAGGUGGCAGUGGUGAUCACAGAUGGUAAAUCCCAAGAUAAUGUGACACAGGCAGCAGCUGACCUUCGUAGAGAUGGUAUCACAGUUUAUGCAUUAGGAAUUAAAGAUUCCAACAGGGAGGAGCUACUGGAAAUAGCAUCUUAUCCCCACAGUAAGCAUCUGUUUAUUGUGCAAAGUUUUACUGACCUGAAACCCCUGGAGCAGAUCCUACAGAAAACCAUGUGCCAUAACAUCUUUCGCCAAGCUACCACAAUGAGCACAAGAACAACGAACAUCAAAAAAGGUUGUGUCCAUACAGAUGAAGCCGACAUUUUCUUCUUGAUUGACCACUCAGGAAGUAUUUACCCAAGCGAUUUCCAAGACAUGAAGAAGUUCAUCACUGAGUUUCUCCAUACCUUCCGCAUUAGUCCACAACAUGUACGUGUGGGGGUUGUAAAAUAUGCUGAUUCACCAACCUUGGAAUUUGAUCUAACAGCUUAUACAGAAGCUAAGACGCUGGAGAAGGCUGUAGAGAACAUUAAGCAAAUUGGAGGUGGGACGGAGACAGGAAGGGCACUGUCCUUUAUGGGGCCCCGAUUUGACCAAGGAAGAGUCACUCGUGGACACAAAGUGACAGAAUACCUCAUUGUUAUUACUGAUGGGAAAUCCACAGAUGACGUCAAGGCACCUGCAGCAAAGUUGAGGGCGCAGGACGUCAUCGUCUAUGCAGUUGGAGUGAAAAAUGCAGAUCAAACUCAGCUGGAAGAAAUUGCCGGCGAACACAAGAGGACGUUUUUUGUCAACAAUUUUGAUGCUUUAAAGCCCAUUAAAGAUGACAUCAUUACAGACAUCUGUUCUCCAGAUGCGUGCAAGGACAUACCAGGAGACCUCGUUUUCUUGAUUGACAGCUCUGGGAGCAUAUAUCCAGAUGACUAUCAGAAAAUGAAGGACUUCAUGAAAUCUGUCAUCCAAAAAUCUAUCAUUGGAAAGGAUGAGGUGCACGUUGGUGUUUUGCAGUACAGCUCUGUCCAACAAAAAGAGUUCCUCCUCAAUCAGUACUACACCAAAGACGCUUUGACAGCAGCCAUCGACGGCAUGGAGCAGAUCGGUGGAGGUACAGACACAGGCAAAGCUAUCACAGAAGUCUCGACUUUUUUCGAUGCAGCUCGUGGAGGUCGGCCCCACCUGAGGCAGAGGCUGGUGGUGAUAACAGAUGGUGAGUCUCAAGAUGAAGUCAGAGGUCCUGCUGCAGCUCUGAGGGACAAGGGAGUGGUAAUCUAUGCCAUCGGGGUGAUGGAUGCCAACACGACCCAGCUUCUGGAGAUCACCGGUUCACAUGACCGGGUCUACACUGAGCGAGACUUUGAUGCACUGAAGGAGAGUCAUGUGGCCAUGGAUCUCUGUGAUCCAGAAACAGAGUGCAAGAAGACUGAGACAGCUGAUAUCAUCUUCCUGGUCGAUGGUUCCACCAGCAUAACCCCGGAGAAGUUCAGAAGCAUGAAGACAUUUAUGUCAUCCAUGGUGAACCAAACCACAGUGGGCAAGGACCUGACUCGCUUUGGAGUCAUUAUGUACUCCAACGAUCCAAAAUCAGUUUUUACUCUGAAAGAGUAUGUUUCCAAACGUCAGGUUCUUCAAGCAAUAUCAGCUCUGAAGUCCCCAAAUGGAGACACGUAUACUGGCAAGGCUCUUGAAUACUCCUUACAGUAUUUUAAUGCUGAACACGGUGGCCGGGCAGAAUUGAAGGUGCCUCAGAUUCUCAUGGUGAUCACAGAUGGUGACACGACCGAUAGCAGAAAUCUGGUGAAGCCAUCUAUAGCACUGCGAGAACAUAACAUCAGUGUCUUCAGUAUUGGAGUGGAGGGAGCCAUCCAGUCCCAGCUGGAGACCAUGGCUGGUGGUGACACAUCCAAAGUCUUCUAUGUGGACAAUUUUAAAGCCCUAGAAACUCUACACAAGAAUAUUUCUCAUGUCCUCUGCAACUACACAAAGCCAGUUUGUGAAAAGCAGCAGGCUGACCUGGUCUUCCUGCUUGAUCAGUCUGAAAGCAUCAAACAAAAUGACUACACCACCAUGAAGAAUUUUACGACUGAACUCGUGAAAAGCUUUGAAGUUGGAAAAGAGUUUGUGCGUGUUGGACUCGCCCAGUUUAGCAGCACGUUCCAGAAGGAGUUUUACCUCAACCAGUUCUACACUGAGCAAGAGGUUACCAAGCACAUCCUGGAUUUGCAGCAGAUUGGUGGAGGCACCAAUAUUGGACUGGCUCUUAAUUCUAUUCGGGAGUAUUUUGAGGCCUCACGCGGCAGCCGACGCUCUGAAGGGAUUUCACAGAAUCUGGUGUUGAUCACAGAUGGUGAGUCCCAGGAUGACGUGGAGGACGCUGCUGAUCAUCUUAGAUCUCUGGGGAUCGAGGUAUUUGCCAUCGGGAUUGGAGAUGUCCACAUAAUGGAGCUUUUGCGGAUCACAGGAACCCUGGAGAGGGUGUUUACUGUGGAGAGCUUUGGCAGCUUGGAAAAUAUCAAGCAAAAGGUGGUUGAUAUCAUCUGCAUAUCCAAACCGCCCAAAGAUCCAUCUGCCUGUACCAUUGAUAUUGCUAUGGGAUUUGAUAUUUCUCGAAGAACCGGAGCUCCUGAUGAGACUCUGGGCAGCGGCCACACCAAGCUUAAGGUCCUCCUGCCGGACAUUGUUCAGUAUGUUUCCACAGUGUACGGACUGUGCUGCACUGGCCCCGCCCCCGUGAAACCUAACAUCGCUUUCCUAGUGGUGAACCGUGAUGGACGCACUCUGUACAACUUCAAGUUUGAAGGUUACAACAAGGAUGUGGUUGAAAAAGUUAAGACCCUGCGGUUGUCAGAACCGACUUACUUCAACACAGCACUGCUGAACUCCUUCAAGAACAAGUUCAGCACCGAGUCCACAGCCAUUGUGAAGGUGCUGGUGAUCUUCUCAGAUGGACUUGAUGAAGAUGUGAUGAAGCUUGAACAUGAGUCAGAGCUGCUCCAACAGUCUGGGGUCAGUGCUUUGCUGGUUGUAUCUCUGGACGGUGCGCAAGAUGUUCGUCAGCUCCAGAUGGUCGAGUUCGGACGUGGGUUUGAUUACAAGUUUCCACUCAGCAUCGGCAUGCCAAGUGUCGCCAGCAGCAUCCUCAAACAGAUCGACACGGUGUCAGAUCGGGAAUGCUGUGGCGUCAUGUGCAAAUGUGUGGGACCCGAGGGCAUGCGUGGGUUUCGAGGGCCUCUGGGCCCAAAGGGGCUGUCCGGACAGAAAGGUCACCCCGGCUUCCCAGGAGACGAGGGAGUCUCCGGAAAUCGAGGGGGUCCUGGACCCACUGGACCUCAGGGUGUCCAGGGUUGUCCCGGGAUCAGAGGACAGCAGGGCUACAGGGGUCUCCGUGGAAACAGGGGGGACAACGGAGACGACGGACUGAACGGAGUGGACGGAGAACAGGGAGUGACGGGAAAAAACGGCUCUCUAGGACAGAGAGGACACCCAGGAAACCCGGGUAUCCCGGGAAUCAGAGGGGAGGCGGGACUCAAAGGAGAGCGAGGACUGAGAGGAGAUCCGGGCGAGCUGGGCGUCGACAGCACCGUCCCAGGACCCAAAGGAGACGUGGGAAAUCCAGGUUUACCGGGUGCACCUGGACAGGACGGUCUGCCCGGUGAGAGCGGCGUCAACGGAAACCCGGGUCCUAAAGGAAGUCCAGGUCCACCUGGUGUGAAGGGUUCAGCUGGAGGACCAGGAGCUGCAGGAGCUAGAGGAAGUCCAGGUUCUUCUGGUCCACAGGGUUCCAGGGGGGGCAGAGGUGUUCCUGGACCCACAGGGAUUCCCGGUCUUCCUGGAAUUCAGGGUCGACCUGGACGUUUUGGAAAUCCGGGACCAGCUGGACGCCGAGGUUCUCCUGGACAGAGGGGCCAACCUGGAGAUCCAGGCACCAAAGGUGGACCAGGACCACAAGGACCUCAAGGCCUUCCGGGUCAGGACGGCAGGGACGGUUAUGGACCUCCAGGGCCACCAGGUGCCAAGGGUGAUCGCGGCUUUCCUGGUUAUCCUGGUUUAAUGGGUGAAAAUGGCCAGAAGGGAGCUAAAGGACUUCCUGGACAUAAAGGGAACCGAGGUCAAGUGGGCAACUCUGGGAGGCCGGGACGAACAGGCAUGCCUGGAAAGCCGGGUUAUUCAGGACACAGGGGACCCCAAGGUCCUCCUGGAGACCGAAACAUGACGGAGUGCCAGUUGAUCACUUACAUCAGAAAAAAAUGUGCGUGCUGUUUGGAUCAGGUGGUGUGCCCAACGUACCCCACAGAGGUUGUCUUCGCCAUGGACAUGUCCAAGGAUGUGACCCCAACCGCCUUUGAAAGGAUGCGCUCUGUCCUGCUCUCCCUGCUUGAGGAUCUCUCCAUCACCGAGAGCAAUUGUCCGACAGGCGCCCGCGUCACUGUGAUGGGAUACAGCAGCUACACCAAGUACUUGAUUCGUUCCCACGAUUACCAUCGCAAGAAACAACUGAUUGAGUUGGUAAAGAACAUUGCUCUGGAACAGACCUCCAACCAGCGCCACCUGGGGGCAGCCAUGCGCUUUGUGAGCCAGAAUGUCUUCAAACGCACCCGUGCCGGAUUGUUGAUGAGGAAGGUGGCCGUGUUUUUCUCCAACGGGCCAUCGCAGGAACCUACUGACAUCGUCACGGCCGUCAUGGAGUAUCGGGCCCUCAACAUUUUCCCAGCAGUCAUCUGUCUGAGGAGCGCUCCUGAGAUCACAGAAGCCUUUGAGGCUGACAACACAGGACACGCCCUCUUCAUGGUGCUUGGAGCGCCUUCAGACUGGGCUGAUGACCUGAAGAAGAUCAAGUCAUGCGCCAUCUGUUACGAUCCUUGCAGCAAACAGAAAAAUUGCACCCUUAUCCAGGAAGCUCCGCCUCCUCAGGAAGUGGACAUGGAUCUCGCUGUGGUGGUUGACGACUCCAGGGAAAUACAGGCUGACAAUUACGCUGGCAUCCAACAGCUUCUGGGCUCCAUCGUCGACCAGCUGGCCUUGAGUCCGCAGCCCCACCAGCCUGGCAACCAGGCCCGGGUGGCUGUGGUGCAGCAGGGCGGGAAGCUGGAGUUUGGCCUGCAGACUUUCCAGGACCGGGAUCAGAUGAAGACACACCUGGUGCAGAGCAUGCAGCAACAAAGCGGCUCGCCGGUGCUCGGACAGACGCUGGAGUUCACCUUGAAGGAGGUGCUGCUGAAGGCCAGACCGCCCCACAAGAAGAAGGCACUACUGACCGUGGUGGGCACCCAGACAUCCUACUGGGACCAGGACAAACUCCAGUACAUCUCCCAGCUAGCAAAGUGCCAAGGUGUGGCGCUGUUUGUGGUGACAGUCGGUCAGCGCUACAACCGCACGCAGGUGGAGGAGCUGGCCAGCGCACCCCUCCAACAGCAUCUGAUCCACGUGUGGCGUCUGAAAGCUGAGGAACAGGGCUACAUCCAGCGCUUCUUCGGGGUCUUCCUUUCUGCUCUCAAGAAGGGGAUGAACCCGUACCCGCCAGCUGCCUUCAAACAGACCUGCAGCCAGCUGAGAACCAGAGGACCAGGAUGGGGUGACACUUACGGGCAGGGGGCAGUGCAGCUAGAAGAGGAGGAGAUGCUGCUGUCCAAUAGGGAGGUGACAUUUCAGGAUCAGAAAGAAGUGAAACUGCAAACUAUCCAGCUGGAUGUCCUCGAGCCUUUGGUCAGAGAGGACAACCAGGACUUCCUGUUGACGCCAGUAAACAUAGCCCGGUGCCACUCUGGUGCUGAUUCGGGCGUCCUGUGUACGGACUUUGUCCUGCAGUGGUUCUUUGACAAAGCCGUCGGUGCAUGCUCGCCCUUCUGGUACGGCGGCUGUGGUGGCAACGCUAACCGCUUUAACACGGAAAAUGAAUGUUUGCAGACAUGUGGCGCCUAUCAUCUGAAGCAGCACAACAACCUCCUGUCCAAAGAAGCCUGUUUCCUGAGCCAGGACUCCGGUGGGUGUCAAAACUACACCGUGAAGUGGUUUUUUGACACAGAGAAGAGCGAAUGUUAUCGCUUCUGGUACGGCGGCUGCGGUGGAAAUGGAAACCGCUUUGAGACACAGGAGGAGUGCGAGAACCUGUGUCUGAUGUAGAAGCCAUGAGGACCAGCAGGCAGCAGAUAACUCUCCAGCAGAAAUCUCAAUGCCACUGUCCACCAAUCACGUCACAGAAAACAUGCACAUUGACCUCACACCUUUAUUCAAGAUUGAACUGCUGAAGUCUUGUAGCUAAAACACCUUCAAGUUGAGUUUUGUAUUGUUGAUUACCAGGGGGCACUUUGGAUGUUCUAAAGCACACAUGUUUCUGCAAAAACCAGAAAGGACACUUUUUAAAAUUAUAGACUCUCAUCUCUUUCACAUUAUGGAAUCCAGACAUCAGUAUCAGCACCAAUGGGCCUUAAAGGACGUGUCGCACUGAAAUCAGAACCAUUUAGAUUUAGGCUGUCUGCGACCAUCCGAUGAUCCACCAGGGUUACUUUGUGCACUUGUGACCGGUUUCAAAGUAUACGGCAUUCACAGCAAACAGCUACGCAGACUUCCGAAAAAAACAAAGUACUCGUGAGUACUCGAGUGUUUCCGACAGGUGACGUACUUACUAGAAGCGUCCCAGCGUGCGCUUCAAUGAGCUGAGACACAGAUCAAUUCGAGUUUACACAAGUGUGAUGUCGUGUUCUGACGACUUGUAUUUAAGUGAUAACUGUUCAUUGUGGUGCAGCGCCGGUAAAAGGAGAAGCUCUGAGAAGGUUUUGUGCACCAGCAGCAGUUAGUCAUAAACGUAGCCUGCUAAAAAAUGCUAAUAAGUGUUGAUAUAACUG